GUGAGAGAGAGAGAGAGAAUCCAACUUAACCAAUCAGCACGCGAAACAGGCGAUUCUUCCCCUCCACCGGAAACUUCCGACAAAACGACACCGGAAAAUUCAAUACCCGAUCCUUCUCUCCCUCUCUCUCUCGCUCUGGAAUCUUCAGAGCUGCCAUUACAAUUUCACAGAGAGAGUGUGAGAGAGAGAGAGAAAGCGCGCCACCUGUUCAAUUCUGGUUGGCGGGAAAGAGAGAGAGAGAGAGAGAGAUGGGGGUGUCAGAGAAUUCGAUAGGUCUGAUACUAGCCAUGGCCUCCAGCGCCUUCAUAGGCUGCAGCUUCAUCUUGAAGAAGAAAGGCCUCAAGCGCGCCGCCGCCGCCGGAACUCGAGCAGGCGUUGGGGGAUAUACUUAUUUGUUAGAGCCAUUAUGGUGGGCGGGCAUGAUCACCAUGAUUGUUGGAGAGGUUGCGAAUUUCAUUGCUUAUGUAUAUGCGCCGGCAGUUCUUGUAACUCCACUUGGUGCAUUGAGUAUAAUAGUCAGUGCUGUCUUGGCGCACUUCUUGUUGAAGGAAAGGCUGCAGAAAAUGGGGAUUGUGGGAUGUGUUACGUGCAUUGUGGGAUCAGUGGUUAUUGUGAUCCAUGCGCCUCAGGAGCAUACUCUGAGUUCUGUACUGGAAAUAUGGACUCUUGCGACUCAACCAGCCUUUCUAAUUUACGUCGCAGCUACACUUUCCCUGGUAUUAGCUUUGGUUUUGCAUUUUGAACCUCGCCAUGGGCUAACAAACAUACUAGUCUACUUGGGAAUCUGUUCUUUGAUGGGUUCACUGACGGUUGUAAGCAUAAAGGCCAUUGGAAUUGCAAUAAAGCUUACUCUUGAGGGAGUAAGUCAAAUAGCUUAUCCUCAGACUUGGUUUUUUCUGACCGUUGCAGUAAUCUGCGUCGUUACACAGUUGAAUUACCUCAACAAGGCUUUGGAUACCUUCAGUGCAACUAUUGUUGCUCCAGUAUAUUAUGUGAUGUUCACAACUCUGACCAUUAUUGCUAGUGUAAUAAUGUUCAAGGAUUGGUCUGGUCAGGACGCAAGCAGCAUAGCCUCUGAAAUUUGUGGAUUCAUUACUGUACUGUCAGGAACCAUUAUACUCCAUGCCACCAGAGAUCAGGAACCACCUCCUCCGCAAGGAACUGUAACAUGGUACAUUAGUGGAGAUUCAAUGAAGGCUUCAGAAGAUGAAGAUUUGAUUGCUUUACACGAUUCAGAUUUUCUUGAACCGUAAUAUACCCAUUCAUCAGCAGCGGUCAUCUUGAGAAUGGAAUCCUAGCAAUGAUGCGCUGUGACUUGAGUUAGUUGACACCUAGCACAUAGCUCAUUACAACUUCAAAUAUCUAGACACCUCUUCCCUCCCUUAGUUUUUGCCAUGUUCUUAGGCUAGGCUAGGCUAGCUAGCCAUGGCAGGUCUUUUUAUAUAUUUGUUUUUUUUUUUUUUUUUUUUUUUUUUGGAAAAUAUGAAAUUUUAGGUCAAAGUGAGAAAGUAAAGGAAAGUAGUUGACAGGAUGUAGAGAGCAAUGCGUCGGGUGUCAAUAGGGCGGCCCUUUGAGAGUGUUUAUAGAGUUCCUUGUUUCUUCUAGGUGUCUCCUUAGGGUGAUUAUCAGAGAUUAAUUUGAUGUGGCUUUCUUCACAAGCCAACUGAUGAGACCUUCAACCGGACGCUUGUUGAUUACCGAUGUGUGCUUGUGGAACCACUCUCAGUGCCGACUCUGAAUCAUCAUCGGCUCAGGAAAAGGGGUUGCAGUGCUGUAUCAAUAUACCAGUGGCGCAGAGACAUUUGCUGUGAUAUUGGCAAUGUCCAAUCUGUCUAUGACGGCUAUUGGUAUAUGCACAUAUGGAUGCUUGCAGUUUCUGUCCCUGAUUCUUGUUGAUGUAUGAGUGAAUUUGAUCUCUUCUCCCUUCAUAGUCUGAUUCUUUUUUAUGUAUCAUCAGUCAAUAGCGCGUUAUCAGAACAGAACCAAGAGGCAUACUGGCCAAUUACUCCGCAGCUACCGCUUGGCAUUGUACAUCUUGUAUGCAACUCUUUUUAAGUUUUUGAUCUUGUUACACUAA
Rosa rugosa (rugosa rose) is the source of this 2077-nucleotide messenger RNA. Its product is annotated as probable magnesium transporter NIPA6. Gene Ontology annotation, biological process: magnesium ion transport. The record is from RefSeq and is a predicted model, not a curated record. The coding region runs from base 249 to 1253 and encodes 334 amino acids. Gene Ontology annotation, molecular function: magnesium ion transmembrane transporter activity. The transcript has 9 exons. NCBI's taxonomy places the organism in Eukaryota, Viridiplantae, Streptophyta, Magnoliopsida, Rosales, Rosaceae. Gene Ontology annotation, cellular component: membrane.